UUCAAAACCACAUUUUCCAUUCCUACUUUUCUUCACACGCAUCUCCUCUCUACACCUUCCUAGCUAGCUCCUCCCUUAAUUUCACACAAACAUUUCAUUUACACAACUAUAAUGGAGAAUUAUCAACCUAUGUUCCCAUCAUCAUCAUCGUCUCAGUUUUCAUUAAAGAAUAACAACAACACUCAUGCAAAAGAUGAAUUAUUAUUCCAAGGCAAGAAAAGUACAAAUAAUGGUUUUUUGGGUCUAAUGGCAAGCAUGGAAACUCCAAGCUCCGACAUGAACAGUGGUGUUACUAAUGGUUUUGCUAACUCUAUGGAACAAAACGAAGUUAAAUCGUGUAAGAAAAAGGGUGAAAAGAAGAUUAAAAAACCAAGGUAUGCUUUUCAAACAAGGAGUCAAGUGGAUAUUCUUGAUGAUGGUUAUAGAUGGAGGAAAUAUGGACAGAAGGCUGUCAAGAACAACAAAUUCCCAAGGAGCUACUACCGAUGCACGCAUCAAGGAUGUAACGUGAAGAAACAAGUACAAAGGUUGUCCAAAGAUGAAGGAGUAGUAGUAACUACUUAUGAAGGCGUGCAUUCACAUUCCAUUGAGAAAUCUACCGAUAAUUUUGAGCAUAUUUUGAGUCAGAUGCAAAUUUAUGCUUCCUUCUAAAUAUUUCUUUACCUUCAAUGCCUAAGGCAUAUAUCUAUACAUUAGUCACCUGUAAAAUAACACUGCAGUGUGCACAUGCGUUUUGAACAUAGAUGAAAUAAAACGCAACUUCAGUAGGGAGUUUAAUUUUAUCA
Molecule: messenger RNA, 785 nt
Organism: Lycium ferocissimum
Lineage: Eukaryota; Viridiplantae; Streptophyta; Magnoliopsida; Solanales; Solanaceae
Product: probable WRKY transcription factor 75
Exons: 2
Coding region: 112-651 (179 amino acids)
Biological process (GO): regulation of DNA-templated transcription
Molecular function (GO): sequence-specific DNA binding; DNA-binding transcription factor activity
Source: RefSeq, a predicted model, not a curated record